GAAAGUGGAACCUUCUCGCGUACCCCUUGUGAAGCACGCCAACGGCGGCAGCAGCAGUCCCAAGAGCUGCAUCCCUACCUAGUCUGUUGGUUUGAGAGAUGAGGGUCAUAAAGCUGCCGGAACCGCCGAGCGGUUCGUCAGGGAUGCCGGAGAUCUUCGAAGCGGGUGUCUACAAUGUAAUCCGCCGCGCCGUCAUCAUCAGUAACGGUUUUGCUGGCGCUGAGAAUCAGAGCAUCGGAUUGGUUCGCGCUCUUGGUCUCUCUGAUAACCAAUUUCUAUACCAUGUUUUAAGACCAAGAGGAGGAAUUAAUGAGUGGCUUCGAUGGCUCCCAGUCUCUCUUCACAAAAAGGUAGACUAUGUCAUCAGGCGUGUUUUUGGUGAUCAACCAAGGACUCUAGGAGGCAAGAAGAUUGUGCCAUAUCUUGCAGAAAAUUUUGGAAAUACUGGUUUGUCAUCUAUUUUAGAAGCUGAUGCCAAGCAGAUAGCAACAAUGGCUCGUGAGACUUUUGAGAAGGAAGGGCCUUUGCUAGUGGUUGCAUCUGGUCGAGAUACCAUUUCUUUAUCGAGCUCAAUAAAACGUCUAGCACCCCAAAAUGUUUUUGUUGUUCAGAUACAACAUCCAAGGACACAUCUGAACAGGUUCGACUUGGUGGUUACUCCACGUCAUGAUUAUUACCUUUUGACUCCCAGUGGACAGCAACAGAUCCCCCAGUUUAUGCAGCAGUGGAUAACUCCGCGGGAACCACCUGAUAGGCAUGUGGUCCUCACUGUGGGAGCAUUACAUCAGGCUGACUCUGCUGCACUUCGGAUUGCUGCAACUGCCUGGCAUGAUGAGUUGGCUCCUCUUCCUAAGCCCUUACUUGUUGUCAACAUAGGGGGGCCUACAAGCCACUGUCGUUAUGGAGUAGACCUAGCCAAACAGUUAGCAGGUUCUCUACAUAGUGUUCUAGCUAGCUGCGGAAGCAUAAGGAUAUCUUUCUCUAGGAGGACUCCUCAGAAGGUAUCCAAUAUAAUACUGAAAGAAUUUGGCAACCAUCCAAAGUUUUAUAUUUGGAACGGUGAAGAUCCAAAUCCACACAUGGGGCAUCUAGCAUGGGCAGAUGCUUUUGUCAUCACUGCAGAUUCAGUUAGCAUGUUGAGUGAGGCUUGCAGCACUGGGAAGCCUGUCUAUGUAAUUGGAGCUGAACGGUGUACAUGGAAAUUCUCAGCAUUCCACAAGGCUCUACGGGAGCGAGGUGUUGUUCGGCCACUCACGGGCAAAGAAGAUAUGUUGGAGAGCUGGAGUUAUCCCCCACUCAACGAUGCAGCUGAAGGAGCUGCUCGUGUACGUGAAGCGCUUGCUGACCGGGGAUGGACAUUGCGGCGUUAGUGAAGCAUUGAAAAUGGUAGUAAUUGGCAAAGCAGCAUUGUAAAAUUGGAAGAACCUGGUUUAUACAAUAUUUUGUCGAUAGCAGUGUAGUUGUGUUGAGAAAUGAGUGGUGCUUGCCGCUUUGCUUCCUGUCUUCUUUAUCACAAAGGAAGAUGAUACAUACCAUUGGUGGAAUCAUUCCCUUCAUCUGAUGGGCCUUACUGUGGUUAGUAAUAUAACCCACAAGUCACACAGGAAUAUAUGGUUUGGUUUUGUGGUAAAUGAUAUGAGAAAGGGCACUGUCACUCCAUACACAGACUCACUUAAUAAUGAAAGAGUCCAUAGAGAAGUCCUUUGUAUAGAGGGGGAUCUUAUUCAUUGUAUCAAUGAAUGGAUUGUAUGUCAAUUUCUUUUACUAUUUUUUAUUUAAUAAAAUUUUUAAGUCA
Molecule: messenger RNA, 1795 nt
Organism: Magnolia sinica
Lineage: Eukaryota; Viridiplantae; Streptophyta; Magnoliopsida; Magnoliales; Magnoliaceae
Product: mitochondrial fission protein ELM1
Exons: 10
Coding region: 99-1370 (423 amino acids)
Source: RefSeq, a predicted model, not a curated record